UGUCUGUGAUAUUUAGCCUCCAUUUCUGGAGCGAGAAAACGGAGCUGGAAGAGAUGUGCAGUUAACUAGAAUUGUGUUAUAAACUUUCGCGGGUAAGAAAUCCGUCUGUUUCUUUAUAAUAGACACGCAUGUUCAAAAUACAGCCACACGCCUCGUCAUACGCACGCACAAACCGACGCGCAUUUUUUUGCGAUUCCGGUGUGACCCUUGACCUGAGUGAUGUCAGGACUGAAGAGGCCGGCAGGGAGUGAACCCUCGACCUCCGCCCCUCCGGAGAAGAAGAGAGAGAGGGAGCGAGAUGGAGCAGCAGGAGGAGGAGGAGAGGAAGGGGGCGGGACCACGGUGGAGACUGUCAUCAAAGUGGGAGGAGUCUCGAGCACGGAGGAGCUGGAUGUCAAGGCUCUGCAGAUGAAGAACAGGAAGCUGGCUGAGACGCUGGACCAGCGGCAGCUGAUCGAGGACGAGCUGCGAGAGACGAUCGAGCGUCUGGAGAGGAGGCAGGCCACCGACGACGCCAGCCUGCUCAUCCUGAACCGCUACUGGAGCCAGUUUGAUGAGAAUAUCCGUCUCAUCAUUCGUCGAUAUGAUCUGGACUCGGAACUCUCCGAGCCGCUGAGUGACAGGAAGGCUCUAGAACCUUCGGAGCGCAAGAGUCUAGAACCCUCGGACCCGGAACCGGACUCCGACAGCAACCCGGAGAGAGGGAGUGUGCGAGAGAGGGAGAAGGAGGAGAGAGGAGGAGGAGGAGGAGAGAGAGCUGGGGCUGGAGAGGGGAGGAGAGAAGAGAGAGUCCUCAGUGAGACGCCGCUCUCCUUCCUCGCCACCCUGGCCAGCAGCAGCAGUGAUGAGAUGGAGGCUGCCCUGCAGGAGAGGGUGGAGUCAAGCCACCGGCUCACUGAGAGGGUGCUGGAGAUCUGCGACAGCUUACACAGCACCACCGUGAGGCUGGGAGGAGACAUCGCAG
Molecule: messenger RNA, 964 nt
Organism: Acipenser ruthenus (sterlet)
Lineage: Eukaryota; Metazoa; Chordata; Actinopteri; Acipenseriformes; Acipenseridae
Product: E3 ubiquitin-protein ligase BRE1A-like
Exons: 5
Cellular component (GO): HULC complex; nucleus
Molecular function (GO): ubiquitin protein ligase activity
Source: RefSeq, a predicted model, not a curated record